AUGGGUAAUGUUUUCUUCACCACGAAUUCUGCCUUUUUAUACAGUUUCUACUUUCAGGAUGAAGAAGGAAAACUUCUUUACUACGCAAUUGUGACUUUUGACAGUGAAGAAGCCGUCGACGCGUGUCUGAAACUGAAUCACUGCAUCAACGGACGAUCGAUCGUUGUAAGAAAAGCAGUAACAAAAGAGCAGUUCAAGUUAGCUGAGCAGUCUCAAAGAGAGCGCACGCAUUUGGAAGAACAUCAAAAGCAUGGAUAUGCCGGCUACAGUAGGACUCGUCUCGUAGCUGUUCCCCAGCAGCCUCAGUGGCCCUCUGCGGCUUACCCCUCUUCCAUGGCUCCCAGUUACCCAUCGCAGUAUGAUUUACAUCAAGAGCAAUAUCGACGUGAAUAUGAGCGAUAUCAACUGCAGAUGCAGGAGUAUCAGAAACAGCUAGCUGAGUAUCACGAGAAGUUGAAUAAGUAUCAAGGGGAGCUGCAACAAUACCACGUGCAACGUCAGUACAAGACAGCUUUGGAUCAAGCAGCUUUUCACAAUGCGUAUAAUUACAACACAAAUUCCUCUCAAGCUCCCAUUGGGCAUGAUUGUGAUGUUCGCAAACUGGUUCCCAAGGAUCUUUCGGUCUGUAAUUCAUCUUACGAGGUUUCUUUCCUUGAAGAUGACUUGACGGUCGUAUUCGUUCCGGUUCAAUUAGAUCCUAAGCCUGGGAAAAGUGUUCACAUUUCAUUUCCUUACAAGCUGAGCUGCGUUCAGUCGUCCGAGUCGAGUCUGCGUCUCAAUCUCGCUGUACCAAAGAACAUCCCAGAUGCGGAAUGUCGAUGGCUGCUGAAUAAUAUGUUCCCUGCUAUCUUUAAAUGGCUUCGAUUUAUCGAUCCGAAAAGGGCUAUACGUAAAACGAAUGCCUUGUUAGACAUUGUGCAGUACAACACUCGCUACAGGAAGCUGAAGGAGACUUACGGUCGACGACUCGUAGAGACGUGGACGGAGAGGACAGAUCCAACGAAAUUUGUUUAUGAAGACUGCGGUAUAGCUGCAUACCUUCUGGAGUUCUGGAAAAAACGUGGACGCGUACCUAAGAAAUUUGCAGAUUUGGGUUGUGGAAAUGGAUUAUUGGUGUAUUUGCUUAACAAAGAAGGCGUAGAAGGUGUCGGCAUCGAUAUUCGAAAAAGAAAGAUAUGGUCGGAACAGCUGAGUGAUACUCAGCUGAUUGAGGCAGUUGUGGAUCCCUCUAAGGAAGGCAAUGCAAUACCUGACGAUGUGGAUUACUUGAUUGGUAACCAUACAGAUGAGCUAACACCCUGGAUACCUGUCAUGGCUGCGAGGUUGAAGUGCGAUUUCUUUGUUCUACCCUGUUGUCCUUUCAAUUUUAAUGGCAAGUACGUUGCGAGGCCAGGUGAUAGUGGCAGUCAGUAUGAUUCUUUCCUUAGAUUUGUUAGAGAGAUUUGCACGCGUUUGGGAUUCGUCGUGGAAGAGGAUCGAUUGAGUAUACCUAGUACGAAAAGGCUGUGUUACGUUUGUACGAUUCCUCCUCAAGGACUUGUUCCAAACAUAGAUGAUACUAUUGAAGAACUAAGCGGGUCCUCUACAAGUGUUUUCCGUCCUAGGAAUAAGGUUGAGCAGGUACGUAAUUGCUUAAACGUCCCAAAAGAUAUUCGAUUAGACUUGACGAAGCGUUUCUUCUUUGAGCUUCUCGAAAGGAAUGGAGAAGAACAAAACGGCUGGCGACGAGGUGGAGCGAUAGAGCUUGGGGAAUUAGCCAAGCUCUUGACUUCAGAAGAAAAACAGUUAAUGAAGCAGCAGUGUGGAGGACUGCAAACUUUUCUUAGGAAUCAACAUCAAGUGUUCAAGGUUUGUGUCUUAAUCGUCGAGUUGCGAUAUGCUUUCUUGCUGACAAAGAAUUUCUUCAAAGCUUACAAA
This is a messenger RNA of Cooperia oncophora, 1917 nucleotides long. Lineage: Eukaryota; Metazoa; Nematoda; Chromadorea; Rhabditida; Trichostrongylidae. The record is from the annotation of a GenBank genome assembly.